AUGGCGUCCGCCCUUGCCCAAAUCUUUAUCACUGAGGUCCUCGGAUAUCAUGCGGUGAUCGUUCCAGAGAGAGUGCUCACUAGUAUCUUCUCCUUCCCUGUCUUGGCCGGUUGCUCCGACUGGGAAUGCACUGAAGCCACUGCUCGCAGCCAUGUGGCUUUGGAUGUCUGGGUCACCGGAAAGAAUGCAGAGUUGCAAGAUUUCGAGGAGCAGAACCCCAGUCGCAGCCCGGAGGACCUGGGCUCCAUCGGUUACGCCGGCCACAACGCUUUGUGCUUGAGUGGGGCCGUGCGGGAUGCGGCCUAUGGAGCUAUCGGCUUGGCCUUGGAGUUCUACAAGAGCUAUAACCUGUCCUAUCAUCAGGCUAACUCUUUCUUCGAUCCGCUCUCUGAGCUGAAGCUGGAAGAUUUCCUGCCCUGCAACACCAGCUUCACGAGAUGGACGCGGCAAGUGCAACUGGAGGCUUACCUUCACUGGACUGGCGACGUAGGAGGCGUGACAAACUCCAGCGGAUCCCUGCAAGCUCAUUGCCCGGACGGCCAUUUCUGGCUUUCGCCUGCUUGUCGGCAUGAUCUCGUGAAAUGCAUUCCAGUGGUAACUGCCGGUGAUGGCUGGUCAGUUCAAGUAAUGAUGCAGUGGGCCUUUUUCCAUGGUAUGCCCGUGGCCGUUGGGAUAGCCAGGGACUUCGAUCUUUACGCAGCAUACGCCGCGCAGUCUCGCUCGCUUUUCUAUUGCUGGCUCCCGGACGCUACGCAUGUUCACAUUGACCCUUCCUUGCUACAAUUCCCACGCCAUGAGCCCAGUGAGUGGGAAGCCUCUUACUACAGGACUUCCGAUGCAGAAAGCCGCAUCGCCAAGAUAGUGUCAAGAGACCUUAGAUCUAAAGCACCCAGAGUUGUGAAGUUCCUCGAGAACUUCGAGUUGGACCUAUCAGGAAUGCAGGACCUCCUCUCUGCUGCGACUAACAGCUCGGUGGAGCAAGUUGCUUGCGAAUGGGUGAGGUCUCAGCGAGGCCGAUGGCAGCAGUGGGUCCCCGUCGAGACGCAGUGCGUGCCGGGCUACGGCUUGGCCACGGAUGCAUCCGGGCUCAGCGCGCACGUGGAUAACCGAUCUGAGGCUGCGGGGUGCAGCAUAUGCACGGCCGGCAAGGUCUCAGAGCAGUUCUCCGAUGAGCAUGGAGCAACCUACCGCUGUGUCCCUUGUAGCCUGGGUACGGCACAGAGCGCGCUCGGCCAGACACUUUGCACUCCAUGUGAAGUUGGGACCUAUGCCGACCAACGGGGGAGGGCCCACUGCCGUCGCUGUGAGCUGGGACGCUACGCAAAUGUCACAGGAGCAUCCGACUGCGAUGCAUGUGGGGGUGGCAAUCGCUCGACCACCAGCCGACUCGUAUCGGCUGAGUCAGGGUUUAAGUGGAUCGAGGUGGAUGGUGCUGCCACGAGGAGUUUUUGCGGCUGUGUGCCGGGGUGGUUUUUGAGCUCUGACGGACUCUGCAUGCCUUGCAUCCGUGGCUCGAGCUGCCCAGGAUCAAGUCAGAUGGAGCUGCUGCCCGGAUACUUUGCCUUGGAGCCAGGGAAUGUAUUUCAAUGUUUCGGUGACGCCUCCCGGUGCCCAGGUGGUGUGCUGGGAACCUGCGCCGACGGCCGGGAUGGAAAUUCUGUGACCUGCUAUGAUUGCCUUCCUGGCCUUCAACCAGACAGAGAUGGUACCUGCAGGCCUUGCACCGGCACGUCCUACGUUGUGAUACUGUUUGCGGCAUGUGCAGUGGUGGUUCUCAUUGCCGCCCUUUACGUCUCACUGAACAUGGAUGUUGACCGGACAACGCAAGAGGCCCACCUAUCUCUCUUUGUGCUGGCUAUGCGACAGUUCCUCACAGUGGCACAGCAGCUUGCGGUAAUCAACAAGUUUGGGAUCGCAUGGGAGGAGCCAGUAGAUCGUAUCCUGCGCUCCUUCGAGUUCAUGGGUCUGAACUUGGACAUGCUUGCUAUCUCGUGCCUUUCUCGCAUGAGCCCAGUGACCAAGUAUGCCUUGCGCACCUGCGCUGCCCCCAUCUCCGCUUUCGUGGCUUUGCUGGUGCACCUCGUGGCCCUCGCCAUCAGGAAUCGAGGUGAGAACAGCACCCGCUGCGAGCUGAGAUUGAGCCGACUGCUCCGCACAGUGGGCUCGGUCUGCAAGAUCUUCUUCAUUGCCAUCCUAUCUUCUAUUCUCGCGCCCUUCCAGUGCAACGAACAUCCCAAUGGCAUGUUCACGGUGCAGGAGUACCACUCCGUUUUCUGUAAUAGCCGAGGCCCGCAUCUAACCAUGAGCAUCGUAGGCGCUGUGGCCUCCCUAAUGCCCCUCAGCUUCCUCGUGCUUUGCAUGUGGAUGACAUGGAUCGAGCUUCCGAAGCGCCUCGUCCGCGCAGAUGCGACCUAUUUCCGAGCGUGUGCCUUUUUGUGGUCGCGUUUCCGGCCCGGAGCCGAAGCUUACUCUGUCCUGUACCUCGUGAGGAACGGGCUGCUUGCUGUGGUGCCAGUAUUGCCAUCGGUAUCUGCCCAGAUCGUGACAAUGAACUUGAUUCUCUACUGCAGCUCGCUCGUUGUUUCCUUCGUUCAGCCCUGGUGCUCGAAGGCUGGCAAUCUGCUGGAUGUCAUGCUGCACAUCGGCCUGUUGGUGGUGCUGGACAUGGCUUCUGCUUUCGCCCGGUUCGAAGACAGCGCCACAUCAGUGGCCAUUUCUUUGAUCUUCCUUCUGCACAUGUUCUUGGCGAUUGUCAUCGCAGCGGCCUACGGCAUUCUGCUGCAUGUUGCACGCCGGCGCCGCAAGCCAUGGCGUUUCUUCCUCAGCCACCAGAAGAGCACCACUGGAUCGUUUGCGAGGUUGCUGAAGACCCAGCUUCUGAAAAGAAGCUCCCGCUUUACAACCUUCAUGGACACAGACGACCUCCGCGAUCUCACAGAGCUUUUUGGCUACGUUCGAGGCACGCAGACUUUUGUGAUUCUCGCAAGCCCUGGGAUCUUGCAGAGGAGAUGGUGCAUCGGCGAGGCCGUUACGGCCAAGCUGUCGAAGAUCCCCACAGUCAUGGUGAGAUGGCCCGGUUUCCAAGAUCCAGAUGAGCACUUUAGGGAGAACUUAUCCUUUGCUAUUCCUGGCAUUGAAAUCUUGGCUAGUUACAGUCUCUCCCUCGAGGAUGUUUCUGAGACCCUGACAUGGAUAAGCACCGUGGAGUCCUUGGCCAUGCCGACCAUGCUGAAUUUGCAGACCAUCGGUCGUCUUUGCGACUCCUUGACCGGAGCCGUCUCACCACGUUUGAUUUCUGAGGAAGCCCGCUCGCCUGACUGCGUUCUGCUGGUGGAUCCUGACAAUCUGGAAGCAGUGGCCACGGCCUAUGUUCUCUACGAACUUCUGCUCCCCUUCUUGAACACAGCGCUUCGGUGUUCUUUGCCUUAUGUGCUCAAAAAGGGCCAGGGUGUUCCUGUCAGCACCUCGACAGCACUUCUGAUUUGUUCCACGGGGUGCUUGCAUUCCUUCCAUAUGUCCAACUGGAUUCUGGACGCUGUGGAACUGGAUUGCGGUGUAAUCCCUGUCAUUGCAGAGCCGGGCUUCGUGGUACCAGUGGAUUUCAAGUGGCCAGACGACGGUGACAGGAUCCUUGACUACGCUGAGGUUGUGCAGGCGAUCUUCAAAGGGAUUGCAACGGUGUUCGCCCCUCAGCUGUACUCCAGCACACAGGAGGACUUGCAGCUUCGCGCAAAGCAAAUUGCCUACCGCCCGCAGUCGAAGAUGCCAAAGCUCGGAUCUCGGCUCACUCCGACCCUGAGGUUGGAGGACACUGGGACUCGAAACCCUCUGGACUUUGAGCAGCUUGGGUCCGUCGGGACUGCAUCGGGAAAUCUGCCACAGGCUGACGGAGCACAGUUGCAUCCCGUGGGACUGGAUGAAGAUGAAGAAGAAGCUUCUCUGCCAGUUGACAAGAUCAUGUCUAUGUAG
Molecule: messenger RNA, 3969 nt
Organism: Symbiodinium sp. CCMP2592
Lineage: Eukaryota; Dinophyceae; Suessiales; Symbiodiniaceae
Source: the annotation of a GenBank genome assembly